UGUUGUAAUUUUUUAAGAAUUGAUUUUAAAGUCGAAACUCGAAAAUAACCAAAAUCAAAAUCCAAAUUACCAAACCAAAUGUGAAACCGAAACAAACAAAAUUGUAUUUAUUUGCAUUAGAUCAAUGAAAAGAAUGGCUUCCUUCAGAAAAUAUAUCGAUAUUGGUGCAAACCUAACUGAUGAGAUGUAUCAAGGAGUUUACCAUGGUUCAAAGAAACAUGAACCUGAUUUAGACAAGGUUUUAAGUCGCAGCUGGGCGGGUGGAUUGGAAAAAAUGAUAAUAACUGGAGGCAGUCUAGUGGACAGCAAGAGGGCCAUUGAACUUGCAAAUACAAGUUCUCAAUUAUUUUCUACCGUAGGAUGCCAUCCAACAAGGUGCAAUGAUUUUGUGGAAAAUCCUGACUUAUAUCUAAAAGGGUUGAAAGAUUUGAUCGAGGAGAACAGAGAUAAGGUGGUUGCUAUUGGAGAAUGUGGCUUGGAUUACGAAAGAUUGCAUUUUUGUGAAAAGGAAACACAAUUAAAAUAUUUUGAAUACCAGUUGCAAUUAAGUGGGGAAUACAACCUACCCUUGUUCCUGCACUGCCGGGCUGCUGCUGAUGAUCUAGUUGAGAUCUUGAGCAGGAAUAAGAUGCACAUAACUGGUGGAGUGGUGCAUUCCUUUGAUGGAACUCAGGAGGCUAUGGAGAAGAUUCUAGAACUUGACUUAUAUAUUGGUAUAAAUGGAUGUUCACUCAGAACAAAAGAGAACUUGGAUGUAGCAUCUAAAAUACCACAGGACAGGCUUAUGAUAGAGACUGACUGUCCGUGGUGCGAGGUGAAGCCGACCCACCCAGGAUAUGCCCAUGUCAUAACCAAGUUCCCCUCUGUGAAGAAAGAAAAGUACUCUGUGGAAUCUGACAAUCAAGUAAAAGGCAGAAACGAACCAGUGAAUAUUGUGCAAGUUUUGGAAAUACUAGCAGCAAUCAGGAAAGAAAACAUAGAUGAAUUGGCUGAGGCCAUUUACAAUAACACCAACAAAUUGUUCUUUAAAAAUAAGGCUUAAAUUUAAUUCUUUAAUAAUUAUAUUAAUAAAUAAAUUA
Molecule: messenger RNA, 1079 nt
Organism: Bicyclus anynana (squinting bush brown)
Lineage: Eukaryota; Metazoa; Arthropoda; Insecta; Lepidoptera; Nymphalidae
Product: deoxyribonuclease TATDN1
Exons: 6
Coding region: 125-1042 (305 amino acids)
Cellular component (GO): cytosol
Molecular function (GO): 3'-5'-DNA exonuclease activity
Source: RefSeq, a predicted model, not a curated record